This is a messenger RNA of Cloeon dipterum, 1404 nucleotides long. Its product is annotated as glycoprotein-N-acetylgalactosamine 3-beta-galactosyltransferase 1-like. Gene Ontology annotation, molecular function: N-acetylgalactosaminide beta-1,3-galactosyltransferase activity. The transcript is spliced from 5 exons. Bases 142 to 1317 code for a protein of 391 amino acids. The record is from RefSeq and is a predicted model, not a curated record. Lineage: Eukaryota; Metazoa; Arthropoda; Insecta; Ephemeroptera; Baetidae.
AGACAGGUGGGCGUGGCGCAUUCGCAGCAUUCGCAGUGUUUACUGUUUUGUCAACAAAGAAUGCGAGUUUGACGCCGUGCAGCUGAUAUUCCGUCCCUUUGAGGUCAUGUAACCUGAUGUAACCCUGAGAUUAGGCCAAGGAUGAAGAGGGUGCAGUGGCCCUUGUUGGGCUUCUGCGGCGCCUACGUGUUGGGCUUCGUGGCGUGCCUGCUGCUGCUGGGACGGCCGUCGCCUCCGGAGGAGACCCUGUCGAUGGCGUCCGUGAGGCCGCCGGCGGAGGACCGCUACCGCGACUGGCUGGCCACGCAGGGCGUGCGGAAUGGCAGGGCGUCGGCCGACGCCGUCUCGUACGGCAACGCCAGCGCCGAGUCGGAGGCCGCCUUCCUCUUCGCCAGGGUCAACGUGGCGUGCGUCGUCUUUGCCAGGAAGGGCAAGAAGGCGCGCGCCAUCGAGCAGACCUGGGGCCGCGGCUGCAACCGCCUCGAGUUCUUCGCCGCUGCGGGAUCGCACCUUCAAGCCUCAGACCUUGACGUCCGGCUUGUCGAAAAACCCAAGUCUUCCUGGCACCUUCUCUGCUCUGUGAUUAAUCAGGUGUGGCAUUCCUCUGGGAAGGAGCUGCAAUGGGUGAUUUUCCUCCCAGAGGACUUGUUCGUGCUACCUGAGAACCUGAGGCUGCUGGUGGCGCCGCUGGACGCCAAUACGCCGUAUUAUCUGGGCCAUGCGAUGAGUUUGUGGAACGAGGACUACAACGUGGCGCAGGCUGGCUACGUGCUCAGCAAGGGCGCGCUCAAGCUCAUCGUCGACCGCUUCAACUCGUCCCAGGCGUGCGAGGACAGCGGCAAACACUGGAAGAAUGAGGACUUUUACCUCGGCAAGUAUCUGGGCGAGGCCGGCGUGAGCCCAGAGGACACGAGGGACCACAGACUGCGAGGCCGCUUCCACGGCUUCAAUCUCAACCAAAUGCUCUUCUCGCACAAACUCUCUCCUCUCGGCAGCUACUGGAAGAGAAGCAUUUACCCUGUUGAUGAGGGUUUGAACUGCUGCAGCGAUUCGUCGAUUACAUUCCAAGGCGUGGAGCCGGACAAGGUUUUCCAGUUCCACUACCUGCUGUACCGGGUGAAGCGUUUUGCCGAAAAGGGUGGUCUGGGCAACCUUCCUGCGCCCACUCCCCUUCCAGGCAACGAACCCUGGCGCGUGUUCCUGCGCGACGAGCAGCUGUGGGACCGGCCUGGCGAGGACAUCUCCGCUGACCAGUAUUAUCGACUCUCGUCCAAGAUUGCUUCCAAGCUGUCAGUCCUCCACUACAAGCACCUAUGAAUCUGUAUUUACACGUUUGUAUUCCAAUUUUUACUCAUAUUAUUCUUUUUGCUUGCCAAAUAAAGAUGUGCAAUUUAUUUACAAUAU